ACGUUUGACAUUUCGGAGUUUCAAAAAAAAAAAAUAUAACACUGACGUAGCCAAAGCCCAAAAUUUUUUUUGAUAAUUUUUGUGUUUUUUUGUGCAAAAUCAUGGCGAAACAAUUUAUUUUCUUAGCAUUUAUUGCAAUUACCAGCUUUUGCGCUUCCAAUGCUGAAUUUACAACACAAGACUGCCGCGAAUUGGGCUACAUCAAAAGUCAAUUGAUGUGCUCAUCCUGUGAUAAAUUGGAUGAAUUUGGACUUGAAAGUUUAAAACCUCAUUGCUCCGAAUGUUGUCAAGAAGACAAAACAUCAUCAACAGAAAAACGCUAUCCCAAAGCAAUUCUUGAAGUGUGCACAUGCAAGUUCCGUGCAUAUCCUCAGAUUCAAGCCUUCCUCCAAAGUGAACGACCAAGAAAAUUCCCAAAUCUUGAAAUCAAAUAUGUUCGAGGUUUGGAUCCAAUUAUUAAAUUGUUGGACAAUAACAGAAAAGUAAAGGAAACUCUUUCAAUCACAAAAUGGAACACGGAUACUCUUGAAGAGUUUUUCGAAACACAUUUGGAGAAGAAUCCGGCUAAGUCAGAAUAUAGUAAUUAUUUGUAAAAGUAGAAAAAUAUAUUGAAUACGAGAUUUUUUGUCACUCGUCAGAUAAA
Molecule: messenger RNA, 643 nt
Organism: Episyrphus balteatus (marmalade hoverfly)
Lineage: Eukaryota; Metazoa; Arthropoda; Insecta; Diptera; Syrphidae
Product: selenoprotein F
Exons: 3
Coding region: 102-593 (163 amino acids)
Cellular component (GO): endoplasmic reticulum lumen
Molecular function (GO): oxidoreductase activity
Source: RefSeq, a predicted model, not a curated record